AUGGCCACCUCCCUCACGAGGGCCGCCCUCCGCGUGCCCCGGUCGCGUCUCCUCCUCGCGACCGCCGCCUCCGCCGUCUCUGCCGUCGCCGCCCGCCGGACCCUGUCCACCUCGGCCCGCGCCCUCCUCCCCGCCGGCUUCGGCCCCCCCGUCGUCACCUCGUACUUCUCCAAGCCCCGGCUGCCCGCCAACACCGUCGUGCGCUUCGUCCCCCAGCAGACGGCGUGGAUCGUCGAGCGCAUGGGCAAGUUCAACCGCAUCCUCGAGCCCGGCCUGGCCAUCCUCGUGCCCUUCAUCGACCGCAUCGCCUACGUCAAGAGCCUCAAGGAGUCGGCCAUUGAGAUUCCCAGCCAGAGCGCCAUCACUGCCGACAACGUCACCCUCGAGCUCGACGGUGUUCUCUUUACCCGUGUCUUCGAUGCGUACAAGGCGAGCUACGGUGUUGAAGAUGCCGAGUACGCCAUCUCCCAGCUUGCUCAGACGACCAUGCGAUCCGAGAUCGGCCAACUGACCCUCGACCACGUGCUCAAGGAGCGCGCCGCUCUCAACACCAACAUCACGGCUGCCAUCAACGAUGCUGCCGAGGCCUGGGGCGUCACAUGCCUGCGUUACGAAAUCCGUGAUAUCCACGCACCCGGACCCGUUGUCGAGGCCAUGCACCGCCAGGUCACCGCCGAGCGCUCCAAGCGAGCCGAGAUUCUCGAGUCCGAGGGUCAGCGCCAGAGCGCCAUCAACAUCGCCGAGGGUAAGAAGCAGAGUGUCAUCCUCGCCUCCGAGGCCAUGCGUGCUGAGCGUAUCAACGCGGCCGACGGAGAGGCAGAGGCCAUCCGGCUCAAGGCUGCCGCUACUGCCAAGGGUAUCGACGACGUUUCUCGCAGUAUCCUCAAGGGCGAGGCCAGUGCCCAGGCCGCUAUCAGCCUAAGCGUUGCCGAGAAGUACGUUGAUGCGUUCGGCAAGCUCGCUCGCGAGAGCACCGCUAUUGUUGUUCCUGGAAACGUUGGCGAUAUCAGCGGCAUGAUUGCAACUGGUCUCAGCGUCUAUGGCAAGGUCGGCGAGGCCCAAGCCCGCACAAUGGCCAAGUCUCUUGCUGCCGAGUCCUCCACGAACCAUUCUACUCCCGAGGAGGCCGCCGCAUCGCCGACUGAUGUGAAGGAGACAGUCCUCGAUGUCUUCGACCAGACUGCUGCCAAGAACUAG
Ilyonectria robusta is the source of this 1197-nucleotide messenger RNA. RefSeq lists its product as uncharacterized. Gene Ontology annotation, cellular component: membrane. The record is from RefSeq and is a predicted model, not a curated record. The transcript has 2 exons. The coding region runs from base 1 to 1197 and encodes 398 amino acids. NCBI's taxonomy places the organism in Eukaryota, Fungi, Ascomycota, Sordariomycetes, Hypocreales, Nectriaceae.